Molecule: messenger RNA, 1816 nt
Organism: Dufourea novaeangliae
Lineage: Eukaryota; Metazoa; Arthropoda; Insecta; Hymenoptera; Halictidae
Product: centromere-associated protein E
Exons: 9
Coding region: 109-1764 (551 amino acids)
Cellular component (GO): plasma membrane
Source: RefSeq, a predicted model, not a curated record
CGAAUAAGGAAACGGGACGUUCUAUACUUCUCCCAGUUUUACACAAAGGAAUAAAAUACGAUUAUUAUUUAUAUAUCUUUUUUCUGUUCAUUGAUAAAAUUUUUAAGAAUGAAGUAUAUUUUGAUAUUAUCCUUGCUAUUACUUUGUUGCAAUCUUGGUAGUACUAAGGAGAUUACGCACGAAGACAUUAAGGAUGCAAUGUUAAGUUUAGUACACAUGAUGCGCGAAAAUACGGAAAAAUUAGAAAGACACGAAGCACGAGAACGUCAGUUAGGAGAACAAUUAAAAAAGACAAUUGCUGCUUUAACGAAACGCAUGUCAACAGUUGAUACUCUCAAAUUACAGGUGACAAAGCUUGAUGAGAAAGUGACUGGAAUCGAACAGUUAAUGUCUCAGAGAGACGAACGUGAAAGAAUACAGAUGCAGAAAACUGUUGAUACUUUAGAAGAUCUGGAAAGUCGUUUAGAAGGUUGGCUUACACACAUUGAAAUUAAGGUGUCCGAAGUUAAUGCUCGACCAGAUGUUACACCACCUCCUGUUGACAAUGUGUCCUUAGUUUUCUCAAAAUUGAACAAUACAGAAUCAUUAUUAAUGGAAAGAAUUUCAAAAGCAGAGUCAAUAUUAAAAUCUGAAGCAACGAAAUUAAAAGAUAUCUCCAAUGUUCAAACAGGAACAACACAAGCAUUACUGACAGAGAUCCAGGAUGUUAAUUCGAGACUUAGGGACCUUGAGGUUUCAUUGGAAAAAGUCAGAGAACAUUCGCAAACAAUUAAAAAGAAAUUACAAGAAUCACAGUUUGAUGCAAUUUCUAACAUUGAUCAGUACGCAAAAGCUUUACCUCCUAUACAAAAACUUUUGGAAAAUGCAUCGGAACAAAUUAGAGAAUUACCAAGAAUUAACCACAUGCAGACUCUCCACAAUGAAUCUCAAAAACUCAUGCAAGAAGCUAAGCAUGCUUUAAAAGAUAUUGUCACUAGAGGAAUUAAUGAAAUAGAAAAUAAACUAGUUGAGGCUAAAGACGAAACGAAAAAUACGAUAGGAUCUCUUAGAACGGACUUGGCAACUAAUGCUGAACGUGUAAAUCAAGAAUUACAGGAUCUUGAAAAGGGACAGUCUGUAAUGGUCUCAAUGGCUGAUCAUGUCUUGGAUACUAAAAAAAGAGUUGAAUACGGGGUGCACCAAAUUCUCUUAGAAGUAGGAGAUUUAGUGAAAGCACAAAGUGUGAAUAUUAAUAACACUCUAAAUCAACGAUUUGAUGGUAUAUCAAUUGAUAUUAUGGACAAUCAGAAUGGAGCUUUAGCGAAUUUGACCUCUAAAAUGGAACAAGAAAUGAAUCAGGUAUGGCGGCAAAUAAAUGUCAUGUAUCAACAAAUGACGGAAAGUGCAAAAGCAUUAGAAAGGUUGCAUAAACAGAAUGAAGAAUACGUUAAUGGUACAACUACUACUAUGGGUGGAAUGGAAACCAAGGUCAGUGAGAUAACAAAACGUAUGAUAGAAGUCGAUGACAACUUAAAUUAUCUCUUGGGGCGACUGUCGCUAGUGACACAGGAAUUUAAUCAAAUAAAAACGGGAUUAGGUACUGCGUUAGAUAAUAUUAAAGCAUCCUUUAAAGAAGUACAAGAUAGAGCAAAUGACUUAAGACAUCCAGGCCCACAUCCAAUACCUGAAAAUUAUAAAGAAUUUAAUGAAUCUGAUAAUAUUAAACCAGAUGGUAAGCCUUUACCAGAAAUUGUCAAUCAUAUUUUCAAUCCUCAAAGUAAUUAACUUAUAUUUUGUGUAUCAUGUUCAGAAGUAGAACUUUAAAUCGUAACUUGAA